Syzygium oleosum is the source of this 1915-nucleotide messenger RNA. RefSeq lists its product as uncharacterized. The coding region runs from base 127 to 1062 and encodes 311 amino acids. Gene Ontology annotation, biological process: protein targeting to membrane; peptidyl-L-cysteine S-palmitoylation. The record is from RefSeq and is a predicted model, not a curated record. Gene Ontology annotation, molecular function: protein-cysteine S-palmitoyltransferase activity. The transcript is spliced from 12 exons. Gene Ontology annotation, cellular component: endoplasmic reticulum; Golgi apparatus. Lineage: Eukaryota; Viridiplantae; Streptophyta; Magnoliopsida; Myrtales; Myrtaceae.
GGGAGUCAUUGCUCGUCUGCCUUCCGCAGCUCCACUUCCCUCGCGCACCUCAGCUUGCUGCAAUGGCGUUGAAGCCGGUCCUGCGCGAGUAUUUGCCGGAGAAAUGAAGGAAUCGGAGCAGGGAAAAUGGCUGAAAUCGACGACCAGAGGGCGCGCGACGCUCGCCGGAGCUCAAUCGGACGUUGCGUCGCUUCCGGCAUCUCCGUCUUCCUCACUCAGUUCACCCUCGCUCUGAUUCCUCACUUCUUCCACGCCUCUCCGCUCCUCAUCCAGCUCACCCUCUCAGCUCUGGUGCUCGUGGUGGUUGUGGGGUUAGGAGGGAGGUGCAGGCGAGUUCUCGGGGUCUAUGCAUCGGCCCCUGCCUUCGUUGUUAUGAGCAUCGUAUACAUCUGGGCUGUCUACGUCACCGUCAUCAGAGAAGCGGUUCCACUGUUGAUGGAUAUUUUGUUCCAUGGAGAGGUUGCCAUGCUUAUAAUUGGUCUUUGCAGUAUUUUUAAAAGAGAUCCUGGUCGUGUAACUCCUGGACCUUCCUUAUCAAGUGAACUUUGUGAUGGAUCCAUCUCUGAAGUCAGUGAGACUAGCUCUUUGAUGGGAAGAGUAAGAUAUUGUAGAAUUUGCGAGGCCUAUAUCAAAGGGUUUGACCACCAUUGCCCUGCGUUUGGAAAUUGUAUAGGUAAUGGUCAGAAUAACUAUUUCCUUUUCAUGGCUCUUUUGGCUGGAUUUCUUAUCACCGAGUCUUCUUUUGUAGCCAGCUCAUCUAAGUUUGCUUCUAAAUCUUCAAUUCCGUACCAAACUAGAUUGGAGAGUAAUAUGGAGGCAGACUUGGUCAUUGGUGGAUUGCUGUUUUCUCUGCUCCAAUUGAUAUGGCAGGGUAUAUUCUUAAUGUGGCAUAUAUACUGCAUAUGUUUCAACAUUAGAACUGAUGAGUGGAUAAACUGGAAGAAGUAUCCAGAGUUUCAACAACAAGUUAAAUCUGAACAAGGGCAAAGUUCUACUAACUUGGCGUUCCGGAACCCAUAUGAUAAGGGCAUCCUGGGGAACAUUAGAGAGUUCCUAUCAUAAAAACAACAGAUAACCUAUGCUUCUCCUGACGAUGGAAGCACAGCAACGCACAGUCACAGUGAGCACCCCAUUCUCCAUACUUGCCUUGAUCUGGUCCAUCUUUGCAUUCUCUGGGAGGCGGAACCGCCUCAUGAACUUCCCACUGCUCCUCUCAACCCGGUGCCACUUAUCAUUCUUCUCCUCCUUCUCCUUGCUUCUCUCCCCACUGAUCUGAAGGAUUCUCCCCUCUUCCACCUCAACUUUCACUUCCUCCUUCUUCAGCCCCGGAACAUCCACUUUGAACACGUGGGCCUCUGGAGUUUCUUUCCAGUCAAUUCGUGCAUUCGCGAAUGCUGAAGUUUCGCGAGCCGAGGCAGGCACAUUAGUGAGCGAGGAGGUGAAGAGGCCAUCGAGAGGGUCCCAAAUGUCUAGAGAGAAUGGGUCGAAGACGUCGGUUCGGCGGCCUCCAAAGAUGCUGGGAAUGAGCGACAUUGUGAUCACUGAUCAGAGAAUUCUGGAAAACUGAGAUGAUUCUGCAAUGUAUGAAUGGACGUUGUCGGAUGAUUCUGGUGAGAGCUGAGCAAGGACGUGUGGUGUUUAUAUAGAGCUUGCACGAGCAUUCUGGGUCUUGUUCGAAAGAGGAAAAGAGACAUUGGAGAACUCUAGCGUCUUCAAGUCGCUUGUUCUCUCACCUAGUCAAAAGAUAAAGUAGUGCUAAUUAUGGACCCUCAGACUCUCAAACCUUCCACCAUAUUCGCGAUGCAUCUUUCUUUUCCUUAGUACUGAUCCAGAUCGAGUGGAACAUUCUGCACUGGACCUGGACAAAUACUCCUAUUUACUUUGUGGCUUAUAUAUUAAUUAUUUACUUACUGCA